Dermacentor andersoni is the source of this 3921-nucleotide messenger RNA. RefSeq lists its product as uncharacterized. NCBI's taxonomy places the organism in Eukaryota, Metazoa, Arthropoda, Arachnida, Ixodida, Ixodidae. Gene Ontology annotation, molecular function: protein binding. Gene Ontology annotation, cellular component: membrane. The record is from RefSeq and is a predicted model, not a curated record.
CCGACAUUUACCUAAUGGUCCAAAAAAACAUGCGCGAGCCACGUCUUUAAUGGCUUGGCGACUAUCGUGCGCGUCACAACACUCGCCCCCAUCUUUGAUGUUCUUGCGCCAUGCCCUUUCCGUAUUUUUUUUUUCUCUUACUCGCGUGACGUGCCAAAGGCGGCAGCGGGAAAUCGACACCGCAACCACGUGAUGCGAUGCUCUCUGUCGCUAGCGUCUAUAGAUUGCGCGGCCGCGUUUCUUCCGAUCCCGAGACCGCCCGCUCGUUUUAUCAACCCGCCGUACGCUUUAGUUUGUCUUUUGAUCCCUCUCGAGCGUCGGCAAGGCGCUGAUGCACGACGCGGGGGUGUGUUAUUUCGCUUUCCAUCUUCCGGGGCCGCUUCCUUGAGACGUAGCACGCUGGGUGUCCCAUUUCGGCAACAGUGGCGACGCAUCUCAAGACUCCAAGUCUUAGGAACAAUUACGCUUUGGAGCUUGCCUCGCAGACUGGGACCUGGUGCACUCCGUGAAACUGUUUCGCGAGUCUGUUGAUCAGGUGCGCGCAAACGAACGGAUUUUUUUCUGAGUGGCGUGAGAGUGAGACAGCGAAUGGUAGCCUGCCUCUCCAACAUUUCGCCGUCACGACAGCGUAACGUGUGCUUUUUGAGUCAUUAUUAUACGGUUGUCGCGAGAGACUUUCUUUCUGCGUCGCCGCUGAGAGAGUUGUAACUGCCUCGCGCGGCUUGCGGUGCGCCAUUCACUCGGGCCUUUUUCACUUCACGUGGCCAAGCUGGUGGCAUCGACCCUUGUGGCUAUGAGCAUGCCGUUGAACGAACUGGUCCGCGGCGUUUUGUUCGCCGUCGCCGCCGCCUCGUCCUUCCAGCUGGACGUGACGGCGGCAUCGGCAGCCCCGCGCUGUGAGAACACCAGCCGUCCCAUGCAGGCUGUCUACACCUGUGUCGGCUUCACCUCAACGCGGCACUUUGCAGAGCUCGUCGAGGGCUCCCUGCUCACCGAGAGUCCGCUUUCCUUCGUACUUUCCGACUGCGAGCUCCCAGAGCUUCCGGCCAAUGCCUUCGCCGACAUUCCCGUCCACGUACUGGAACUUAGCAACGUCACGGUGAAGUCCUUCGGAUCCUCUGCCGACGGCCUUCUUGUGGGAGACGUCGAAGAAACACUGGAAAAGCUCGUCUUCCGCGACCGCAGUAGCCUCCCCGCGUCCUGGUCGUCGCUCAAGAACUUGAAGAGGUUGAAGGUACUGAGGUUCUUCAACAUGGCCGCACUGCAGUUGACGUCAGAUUGCAACGCACUCGCCGGCAGUUUGACCAUUGUGGAAGUCGUUCAGUCUAGCAUAGCGCGAAUCGACGAAGACUGGCUCGCGCGGGUAACCGGCCUGGAGUCACUAGUGAUUCGAGAUUGCGACCUCAAGCAGUUUCAGCGGUCCAUGUUGCCCAGGCCAGCGCCAAACCUCUGGAACUUGGACCUAAUUGGGAAUAACUUGACGUCACUGCCCGACGACUUUGGCGAAGACUACCCGGCCCUGAAGUUCUUGGAUUUGGGCAGCAAUUAUCUGACGACUGUUAGCAGGGCCAGCCUGGCGCCACUUCUGGACGCGCCCGUCGAAGCCGUCGAGCUCGGCGGCAAUCCCCUGGUGUGCGACUGUACGGUGGAGCACCUGCGUGCCUUCCCGGCCGGGUUGCUGAGUGCGGAUUGCCGGGCGCCCGAGGCACUCAGGCGGAGGAGCGUGCACGAUCUCACCGACGAAGACCUCCGAUGCGCCGCUUGAGGCUCGUGUGCGCUUGUCGUCAGCCUUGUGCUUGCGCUGUAUUAGCGAGCCUGUUUGGGUGCUUGACUCGUGGCAGCCGCAGACAGGUUGCAAAUGCCAUGGGUGUGUUCCAAUUCUGGCCAACAUCGGGGACAGACAGCCAAGACAGCUUCGAGGCCACGUAACGGAACGCGUUUAGAGCCGUCUGGAAGACGCAUGCAAGGUGCUUUCUGCGACGUGACGCCACCUCGCGGCCACAAGAAAAAGUUGAGAAAAGCGCGUGUUAUUUCUGUAUUUUAAGUCCUUGCGCCUGCAAACCUACAAAGAGCAAGCGAUGUAGCUUACAUUAAGGGCAUAGGAUAGCGUGUCUACGUUUUCUUCUGCGCGGACAACCUCCUUCCUGUCGGCUUUCCAAGCGUCCCGCUCAGCCGCCGUCUUGUUUGAACAGGAAAGUAGCCUGCAUCGUUUUUGACUUCGAUGCCCUUUUCGCGAAGCGUCUACUUUGACGUCUUCGUGAGAAUUGGAACGAGACGGCCGCUGUUCGCUUAGCCCUCUACUUUGCAAAAGCGCGCGUGUGCUUAGGUUUGAUCAGGCGUGUGCUUAGAACACCCGAUGGCCAAGGUUUAUCUGGGGCCUUCCACUGCGGCUUGUCCGAUAGCCAAAGUGUUGCUUACGUUCAAUCACACGAUUAAAUCAAAAUUAACGAGGAUAUGGGAUGCCAUGCUCGACACUGUCGGAUGCGUACGCUUUUGGUGGCGUAAGUUUUGUACACUUGGCUUCUCUGUGGCGUCAUCACCAUAAUCGCGAGCCUGGGACAAACCCAUCUCACGGAUGUUUCGUUUGUACUUGUUUCUGAUCUUGGUAAUUUCUGCUUUCGCCACUGUCUUGGUGCCCGACGGGUCGAGCAGGUGUUUGACGAUCUUCCACGUUUUGCCCGUGUUGUUGUUGCUGUCCAUGGCGCUGUGUGUUUCGAUGUUCUUGUUCCGCGAUUUUGCGCCUUAGAUUUCUAUUUUGUUUUUGCCCUUGCAGACGUUUCUGAAUGGAUUUUUUGGCUUGUAGAAGGUGCGCGAGCUGGCUGUCCAUCCGCAGAGGGUGACUGCCAUCGUCGUCGUCGUCUUCUGCGUCUUCUCGUCGAGGCCCCAGUCGUCCUACUCCAUCUCGGUCGUGGCCUUUUCUGCGUCUCGUAGCAGCUCCCCGCUCCAUUUUUCUGUGUUUCUUAUGAGUCCCUGCUCCUUUUCGUCUCUGAUAUUGAAGAAUUUUGUCCCAGUCUACUAGUCUGAGCUUAUUUUUUAUUCCCUUCGUGACGCGGGCAUCUCCUACGGCGAUACUGAGGAUCCUGUGAUCGCUCCCCAGGUCCUCGAAUGUGUUUUCCCAGGUGAUUCUCCCGCGCCCCUACACAGCGUUAGGUCCGGUGUGGUGUCCCUAUGGGUGCCCGACUCUGGUGUGCGAGGCCGGCUUGUUGAGAAGGGUUAGGCCGGCCUUUUCAAUGAGGUCGGCCUGGUCUUUUACCUUCUUUGACGAGUACCCAUAUCCCCAUUGCGUGUGUGGAGCAUUCAAGUCACCUGCGAUGACGAGCCUGUUGUCGCGCGCGGUGGUCAUCUUCUCGUUAAUUAAAUCUUCGAAAUUGUGUUAGGACCUUUUUGGAUGAGCUGCUGUAGAUGUUCAAGACGAAAGCGCUGCUCUCCCCUCUCCCUCUUGCUUUGUAGCACUUCUAUGAGGAUGAUGCCAAUGUCUAUCAUUUUUCUCAUAAUGCACAGGCUGGCGUCCAGUGCUGUCUUGACUAAUGUGAUUAUGAGUAUCUCCCUCCCCGUCCAUCUUGGGCGUUGUUUGUGGGUGGCGUACCCGGCAAUUUUGGCGUGGUCGAAUGUUUCCUGGAGAAUUAUUACGUAGGGAUUCUUUUUUCUUUUUUCGGUCAUUUUAAUGUGUUGUGCCAUUAUUGCUUUUUUUUUUUUGAGAAUCCGCGAAAGUUCCACUGCCAGAUGACGAGUUUUCCCUUUUUGGUGCCCGCCAUCUUUACCAGACCUUCUACAGCUCUGCGCUCCGAACGGAUUGUCAUGAGCAUGGGGAAGCAACAGAAUUGAUUGGCGAAAGCAGAAGUUACUGUAGCUACAGUGGCUUACGAUUACAUGCAGCGUGAUUGUAGAUUGAUUGAAAAAUAAAGGAAUGUUGAAAACAAA